AGCAAUUAUGGCGUCGGAAAGAUUCCCAAAUUGUUCGCCAUGAAGUUUUUGGUGGUUUGUUUUGUGAUCUGGCAAAGGUUUAGGAGGAUUAAUGGGGUUUUGGAUGGAUAUGGUGAUAAAGAAAACUACGAUGAUGUUACUAAAGAAGUUGAUGCAAUAAAAUUAAGUUGCAAACUCCACGCCAAACUAAGUGCAGUUGUCAAAAGUUUUAAUAAAUUAUACAACGUCCCAAUAUUAAUGUUCUGCCUAACGGCCUUCGCCAACGGCGUUCUAGAAAUGUUCAGCUUUUUUCAAAAAACCUGCUAUCAGCACAAAGUCGAUUUAAAAAAUUUGGUGUUCGUUGGCAAUAAUUUAUUGGUCACCAUGCUACCGGCAAUUUUGGUGUCAAUUUCCAGCUACUGUAUAAAAAUUGAAGCCUCCAAAACUGCUGGAAAACUUCAUAAAGUGCGAAACAAAGACGAUGAACGAAUCAGGAAUAUGAUCCAAAUUGGGUCCUUGCAGUUGUUUCACGAAAAUGUGGUUUUGACUGCUGGAGGUUUGUUUGAACUUGGGCCAACUUUUUUGCACGCGGUUUUGGCGGCAUCUGUGUCUUAUUUUGUGAUUACGAUCCAGUUGGACCCUUCUUGGCAAGAUUAGAACUGAAGACAAAAGUAAUAGUUGC
Molecule: messenger RNA, 661 nt
Organism: Ctenocephalides felis (cat flea)
Lineage: Eukaryota; Metazoa; Arthropoda; Insecta; Siphonaptera; Pulicidae
Product: putative gustatory receptor 28b
Exons: 5
Coding region: 40-636 (198 amino acids)
Biological process (GO): sensory perception of taste
Cellular component (GO): dendrite; axon; neuronal cell body
Source: RefSeq, a predicted model, not a curated record